AUGGCGGGCCCGGAGGGCGGCGACAACAACGGCGAGGAGCCGAUCCCUGAACACGGCUGGAUCGACCGGCUGGUGGUUCAGAACUUCAAGUCCUACCGCGGCACGCACACGAUCGGCCCCUUCAAACGCUUCGUCUCGAUCGUGGGCCCCAAUGGCUCCGGGAAGUCGAACCUGAUGGACGCGAUCAGCUUCGUGCUGGGCGUGCGCACGGCCCAGCUGCGCGGAUCCCUGGGGGAGCUGCUGCACACCGCGGCGAAGAGCGGGGCGCGCACCACCGAGGGAUUCGUCAGGCUCGUGUUCCUCACGCCCGACGGCGGCCAGGUCACCUUUGAGAGGGCCAUCGUGUCUUCAGGUGCUGGCCCAGAGACUCGUUUCCAUUCCCGUUACAAGAUCGACGGGCGUACGGUGGACUGGGUCUCCUACAACGGCAAGUUGGAGUCCUUCAGGAUCCUGGUGAAGGCCAGGAACUUCCUGGUGUUCCAGGGCGACAUCGAGUCAGUGGCAGCGAUGGCCCCAAAGGAUCUGACCAAUUGGUUUGAGACGAUCUCGGGGUCUGCCGCCAUGGCCGAAGAGUACAAUGAGCUGGCUGCCAGGAAGAACCAGGCCGAGGAUAAGAUGAGCCUCAUUUUUACCAAAAAGAAGGCGACGUCAUCCGAGAAGCGGCAGAAGAAGGUGCAGAAGCAGGAGGCUGAGCAGCACAUGAAGCUGUUGGAGGAGCUGCGCAUGUUCAAGGCGCAGCGCUGCAUCUGGGAGGUGUACCAUCUGGACAAGGACAUAGAGGAGGCAAUGGAAGGGAUAAAGAAGCUGGAGGAGGAGGCGGGGCGUGCAAGUGAGGAAGCGGCGGGUGUAGACGAAGCCAUAAAGGAGAAGGAGGUGGAGUAUGUGUCACACAACAGGGAGCGGCUUGCGGCUGAUCGGCGAGUGAAGAAACUGCAGGCAGAGGCGGACAAGGGCCGACCAGGGCUGAUACAGAUCCAGGAGGAGAUUGUUCGGGUGAACCGGCGCAUCAAGGCUGCAGGGAAAGAGAUCGAGGAGAAGAGUGCAAGCCUGAAAGAGAAGGAGGAGAAGAUACACAGGUUGAAACAAAGUCUGCAUUAA
Ostreobium quekettii is the source of this 1098-nucleotide messenger RNA. The record is from the annotation of a GenBank genome assembly. Lineage: Eukaryota; Viridiplantae; Chlorophyta; Ulvophyceae; Bryopsidales; Ostreobiaceae.